Messenger RNA from Rotaria sp. Silwood1, 285 nucleotides. NCBI's taxonomy places the organism in Eukaryota, Metazoa, Rotifera, Eurotatoria, Philodinida, Philodinidae. The record is from the annotation of a GenBank genome assembly.
AUGGUAGUUAGAGAGCAAGAACCUACCGUUAUGGCCGAUUCAUACAAGGGGGAAAAAGCGAAUCCCGGAUCCCAGGAUCCCAUUGGAUCCCGUGGAUCCCGCUGGUUCCCGGUGGAUCCCAGUGGAUCCCGGUGGAUCCCAGUGGAUCCCGGUGGAUCCCAGUGGAUCCCAGUGGAUCCCGGUGGAUCCCAGUGGAUCCCAGUGGAUCCCGGUGGAUCCCAGUGGAUCCCAGUGGAUCCCGGUGGAUCCCAGUGGAUCCCAGUGGAUCCCAGUGGACGUUUUUAA